UGAAACGUCUUCCUUCCUACCAUAGUUUAGCAGCGUAAGUGGGAUCACGAACGGCUUUAGGAGCAGAUUCGGAGAUAAAGCCUCUGUUAGCUUCCUUUCUUCUCCCUCGCAAGCCAUGGUUUCCGCCACCAGGAUCAAGUCCGUUGAUUUCUACAGGAAAAUCCCAAGAGAUUUGACAGAAGCAUCUCUCUCUGGUGCUGGAUUAUCCAUUGUAGCUGCCCUUGCGAUGGUGUUUUUGUUUGGAAUGGAGCUUAGCAGUUAUCUGGCAGUUACCACUGACACAUCUGUUAUAGUUGACAAAAGCUCUGAUGGGGACUUCUUACGCAUUGAUUUCAACGUCAGCUUUCCUGCUCUCUCGUGUGAAUUUGCAUCGGUUGAUGUGAGCGACGUGUUGGGAACCAACAGGUUGAAUCUAACGAAAACGAUUAAAAAAAUUCCAAUCGAUUCGCAUUUAAGAGCCACUGGUGAGGAAUUCCAUUCUAGCACUGGAUUACAUCUCAUCAACCAUGGAGACGAAGAUCAUGAAAAUAGUAGUUAUGCUGCUAUACCAUUGACUGGUGCUACCUUUGAGCAGUUUUCACAUCAUUUUCCGAUUUUGGUUGUUAAUUUUUAUGCGCCGUGGUGCUACUGGAGUAAUCGCCUGAAACCAUCUUGGGAGAAAGCAGCUGAAAUAAUAAGAGAGAGGUUUGAUCCUGAAGAUGAUGGGCGUGUUCUUCUAGGAAAUGUUGAUUGCACCCAAGAACCUACUCUAUGUAAGAGGCUUCAUAUACAAGGCUACCCUUCUAUUCGGAUUUUCCGCAAAGGCAGUGACCUCAAGGAGGAUCAUGGUCACCACGAACAUGAAUCUUACUAUGGAGAUCGAGACACAGAGAGCCUAGUCAAGAUGGUAGAAGGACUGCUCGUACCUAUCAAAAAGGAGGAUCAUAAGUUAGCUUUGGAUGGUAAAUCUCAUAAUGCAGCUUCAAUUAUUAAGAAGGCACCACUUAGUGGAGGUUGUAGAAUUGAAGGCUAUGUGCGUGCCAAGAAGGUUCCGGGUGAAAUCGUAAUCUCGGCUCAUUCAGGAGCUCAUUCAUUCGAUGCUUCUCGAAUGAACAUGUCGCAUUAUGUCUCUCAUCUCUCAUUUGGUAGAAUGAUUGAUGAAAGGUUGUUGACUGAUAUGAAACGAUUACUGCCUUAUCUUGGCCUAAGCCAUGACAGGCUGAAUGAAAAAUGGUUCGUGAAUCAAGGACAGUUUGCUGCUAAUGUUACCAUCGAACACUAUCUUCAAAUAGUCAAAACAGAGGUCGUUUCAAGAAGAUUCGGUCAAGAACACUCAUUGAUUGAUGAGUAUGAGUAUACAGCUCAUAGCAAUGUGGCUCAUGGUUACUAUUACCCCGUUGCAAAGUUUAAAUUUCAGCUCUCUCCUAUGCAGGUCUUAAUAAGCGAGAACCCUAAGUCAUUCUCGCACUUCAUCACAAAUGUUUGCGCCAUCAUAGGUGGUGUUUUCACGGUCGCGGGGAUACUAGAUUCGAUAUUUCAAAGCACAGUCAGAAUGGUGAAAAAGGUCGAGCUCGGUAAAAACAUUUGAUCAGGAACGAAAGAUUGGUUAAAUUUUACUAUAUUCUGUUUCUUUUGUAAGAUCAAACCAUAGAAAAGACAUCAAGUAGACUUUUGGAAUAGCAGUUUUAGAAUGAGAAAGAAUAAAGAAACAAUUUUCGUUAGAACAUCUUUAUAUUCUUCUUGAUUCUUGAUCUUUUCUUUAUCCUUCAUAUUUAUAUUUAGGUCUAUUGGUUAUAUAAAUUUUGUAUCAUCAUUUACAUUAGCUGAAAAGAGAAAGAAACAGAGUAACAAUGAAUGAAAAAGGAAAAACAGAGGAAGAAGAAGAGUAAGCUGCGAUUGCAGGAGUGUCUUGUGAAGGUGCCGGUGUUAUUUCGAAGGUUCCUGUGUAAGUAGGAGAUGGUGAAGAUUCUACUGAAGGCGAAGGCGAAGGCGAAGGAGGUGUGGUGUUGCUGCUGCUUCUAUCAGCCAUGACAAUGAUGACAAGCUUCUGGUUCUUGUGACAAUUUUCUUUGUUUCCACUGAUGAAAUAGUAUGGUCCAGACCGGUCAAACGUGAAGGAAGUGUGUCCGUCUGUGAAUUUAGCCGUGGCUGCGUCUGUGUUGCAGCUAUCGUAAGCGUCUCUUGUCACUUGAAGCACUGAGUCUUGGUUUGGUCGGUAGACAAAAAGCAGAGAGUCGUUGAUUUGGAAUCUUCUUUGCUCUGCCCAUUGAUUGUAUAGUUGAUGAUCUGUGGGAACAGUCCAACCCUUUGAUCCUCCUACCACAAACUCUCUGGCGCAGACCGUGUGAAUGAUGACGAGAAGACACACAAGAAAUCUUAAACUAUGAAGCAUCUUUGUUCUGUUUAGGUCUCUUGAGCUUUUUGAGAGUUGUAUGUGUAUAUGUGUGUUUGUGAAUAGAUGGUGAAAG
Thlaspi arvense is the source of this 2447-nucleotide messenger RNA. Lineage: Eukaryota; Viridiplantae; Streptophyta; Magnoliopsida; Brassicales; Brassicaceae. The record is from the annotation of a GenBank genome assembly.